GGGGUGGUGACACAAACUGAGGGAAAGUGCUCGGAGGGGGGAGGGGUGUCCCGUCGGCAAGGCGCACAGACAGCAAGCAGCAGCUGCAGCGAGAAGGAUCCCGGCGCCGGAACUCUGCAUGCAAAUAACAUUUUAUUAAAAAAAAAAAUUUAAAAAAAAGCAGCCACAAUACGAUUUGAUUUAUCCGACACGCAGGAGACGAGAAAAAAAAAACCGCACGCACCACCUCCAAAAUGGUAGACCGCGAGCAACUGGUGCAGAAAGCCCGGCUGGCCGAGCAGGCGGAGAGGUAUGAUGAUAUGGCAGCAGCCAUGAAAUCGGUGACAGAGCUGAACGAGGCGCUAUCCAACGAGGAGAGGAACCUGCUCUCCGUGGCCUACAAGAACGUGGUCGGGGCGAGGCGUUCAUCCUGGCGUGUCAUCUCCAGCAUUGAGCAGAAGACGUCCGCCGACGGCAACGAGAAGAAGAUUGAGAUGGUGCGCGCUUACCGGGAAAAGAUCGAGAAGGAGCUCGAGGCCGUCUGCCAGGACGUGCUCAACCUCCUCGACAACUUCCUGAUCAAGAACUGCAACGAGACGCAGCAUGAGAGCAAAGUGUUCUACCUGAAGAUGAAGGGAGACUACUACCGCUACCUGGCCGAGGUGGCCACGGGGGAGAAGAGGGCCGGGGUGGUGGAGUCCGCCGAGAAGUCCUACAGCGAGGCCCACGAGAUCAGCAAGGAGCACAUGCAGCCCACCCACCCCAUCCGCCUGGGCCUGGCUCUCAACUACUCCGUCUUCUACUACGAGAUCCAGAACGCCCCGGAGCAGGCGUGCCACCUGGCCAAGACCGCCUUCGACGACGCCAUCGCCGAGCUGGACACCCUGAACGAGGACUCCUACAAAGACUCCACUCUGAUCAUGCAGCUGCUACGAGACAACUUGACGCUGUGGACGAGCGACCAGCAGGACGACGAGGGAGGAGAGGCCAACAAUUAAAGAGUCCAAAACCUCAUUCUGCCCAAAAACUUAAAAAAACACGCGCGCUCACAAAUGACAAAAUAAUACUAGUUGAAAAGUUCUUAGAAAUAAAAAAAAAAAAAUUAAAUAGGGUGGGGUAGGGGGAAGGGUGGUGGAACGUCGGCGGCCAAUUCCGCUGAUGGUACUAACGGCUGCUGCUCUUUUAUUUUUCAACAAAAUUAAAAGUGAAAAUUAAAAAAAGUUGACUGAGGGAAGACAAUUUUAGUUUGGGAAAUAACCUAGGACAAAAAAAAAAAGAAUGAAACCCCCUUCAUUGGUAGCCUCUGCAGCGUUUGCCAAAAUACCACUUUAGAAGCAAGAGGUAUGUCAUUCAUCAGUGUGACGAUUGGGUAGCCACGCCUUCACACUGGCAGAGACUGGUCUUAUCGCGCAAAUGAAGCAGAGCUGUCUUAUUGUAUUUGGUGAGGGGAGGAGCAUUCGGAAAUUGAGUUUUCAAUGCUCGAACAACCAGAAAAAUCGGAGUAACCUUGAAUGUCGCGGCCUUGCCUAACGAGCGAGAGAGAGACGAGGGCGAGAGAGAGAGAGACAAGGGCGAGCGUGAGAGAGAGAGGACAGGUGGAGAGGUGAAGGGCUUUUAUAGGGGCGUCGUCGUUGACACCUUUAGUUGCACCACACUGAUCGUCGGGUGACAAGCACGUUGUCUCUGUUAUUGAGGAUGACAUAAAAAAUGUUAAAUAAAUAAUUGUUUUUGUUUUGCUUUGUGUCAGGUCUGUGUCCAGCUAAGUCACAGUGAUACUGUAACUAAAAAUGCAAAUUCAUGACGUAAACUAUGUGCUGGUGUGAUUUAUUAAAUAAAUUAACUGUUUUUGGACACCUAAUUCUUAUAAUCAGUAUUGUCGUUACGAUAAUAUUGGCUCCUUGUAGGAAAAAAAAAACUAACAAUUUGAUUCACGGAAAUCCAGAUUGCAAAAAUGUUUAAAGAGAAAAAACAAGGUGAUUGAACCCACGAUCGCGAGUCGACCCUUACUCUCUAGUUAUACAAUCACCAUGACAACCAGUAGGAUCUGGGAAACAGCCCCUGGGACCACAGACUAUUCGUGAACUCGGUUUUACAGUUUGUGGACAGAGCACAUGCAACGUUAAGUGGAAGCUCUAAAAGCAGAUCUGAGGUUUGUGGAUUUACUUUGUCUUCAGUUUCUUCAAGAGAUGCACUUGCCUAUUAUACUGUUUCUUCAGUGUAGGAUGAUAACUGCUCCAAUAUUCUCCAUAAUACAAUAUUGUGCAUGCUGGUGAUGUAUUUAUACAGUAGCUUCAAUUCAUUAACUUAUACUGUAGAUGUUAUGUAUUCAUAUGGACAUGGAAUUACAAGACCUUAAAUCGGAUUCUUUUCUAUUUCUUUCUUCUAUUGCGAUUGUUAGCUAGACUUUACUUUUAAUCUGUGUUUUCUUUACUCCAUUUGCUGAAGUACGCUAUACCAAAACAGUGAUUGUUGACAAUAAAUUGAUCCGUUACGGACAUCGCUAUGGUCCCAUGCAAUUCUUGGUAAGGCUGACAAAAAAGAUCAUCAUCUUGGCUUGUUGUAUUGGACAGUGGUAGUGGGUGUGAACCCACAGAUUUAGUCCAUUGACAGUGACGUAAAAAUGGGGAUUACAAUAGUCAAUUGGGGAGGGGUGGGGGGAGCAAUUCCAUUAGCAAUACCACAAUGUAAACAACAAAAAUACUCCAUAAGUCCAGUAUUAAAAAUUCCACUUGAGUAGAUGCACUGAAGUGUCAUCUGUAAAAUGCGCAGCAAGUAUCAAAAGUAAAAGUCGGCGAUGCAUGAUGCAAAACUCUGGAAGUAAACCAGGAUUUUUGUAAUCCUGUUUGGAAAAGAUAUCACGUUGUGCUCACAUCCUUAUCAAGUAAAAGAAAACUUAACUUUGUUAAGAUAUUAAAUGAACCUCUGGGUAAUUCAAAGGUCCAUGGUCUCUUCAGGUAUCGUUACCCAUCGUUUCCCUGAUUAGACGGACUGGGCUUGUCACAUCUCUCCCCCGUUGGUUGUCACAUGUCGACAGAUUCUAAAUUCCAGCACAGCUGUGCAGUUUGCAUGACAACCUGACCAGCAACAUUAAUGGCAUACGCCUGUAUUAGAGCAGGGCCUUUAAUCUGUAGAAAAUAAAUAUUUUACGAGCUUAUCAAAUGUUCUGUUUGUCAAACUAAUCAGAUGUCAAAUAAAUGUAAAAUGUUUCCUCUCAAAUGUAGAGGGGGGACAUUGGGUGGAAAAUAAACUGAAGU
Molecule: messenger RNA, 3233 nt
Organism: Cyclopterus lumpus (lumpfish)
Lineage: Eukaryota; Metazoa; Chordata; Actinopteri; Perciformes; Cyclopteridae
Gene: ywhag1
Product: 3-monooxygenase/tryptophan 5-monooxygenase activation protein, gamma polypeptide 1
Exons: 2
Coding region: 234-977 (247 amino acids)
Biological process (GO): signal transduction
Cellular component (GO): cytoplasm
Molecular function (GO): protein kinase C binding
Source: RefSeq, a predicted model, not a curated record